Molecule: messenger RNA, 2172 nt
Organism: Lutra lutra (Eurasian river otter)
Lineage: Eukaryota; Metazoa; Chordata; Mammalia; Carnivora; Mustelidae
Gene: PLCXD1
Product: phosphatidylinositol specific phospholipase C X domain containing 1
Exons: 6
Coding region: 11-979 (322 amino acids)
Biological process (GO): lipid metabolic process
Molecular function (GO): phosphoric diester hydrolase activity
Source: RefSeq, a predicted model, not a curated record
GUGGCCUCCGAUGGGCGGACAGGUGAGCACUUCCGGCAGCUUCCAGAGCCUGCCGUGCACCACAAAUGCGGACUGGAUGUCGGCACUGUGCCCGGUGCUCUGGGACGUGCCCCUCCACCAGCUCUCCAUCCCAGGAAGCCACGACACCAUGACCUACUGCCUGAACAAGACAUCGCCCGUCUUCCAGACCCAGUCCCAGCUGCUGCAGCUCCUGGGCAAGGUCCUGCCCUGCGUCACCCGCCCCGUGGUGCUCCGGUGGUCUACCACCCAGGUGCUGGGUGUCACGGAGCAGCUAGACGCGGGCGUGCGGUACCUGGACCUGCGGAUCGCGCACAGGCAUGACGGCUCUGAGAAGAACCUGCACUUUGUGCACAUGGUGUACACGACGGCGCUGGUGGAGGACACGCUCACGGAGAUCUCUGAGUGGCUGGAGAGCCACCCCCGGGAGGUGGUCAUCCUGGCCUGCAGGGACUUUGAGGGCAUGACGGACGGCCUGCAUGAGUACCUGGUCACCUGCAUCAGGAACAUCUUUGGGGACAUGCUGUGUCCGCGAGGGGAGGUGCCAACACUAAACCAGAUGUGGUCACGCGGCCAGCAGGUCAUUCUGUCCUACGAGGAGGACAGCGUUGUGAGCCGGCACGCGGAGCUGUGGCCUGGGAUCCCCUACUGGUGGGGCGACCAGGUGAAACCCCAGGAGCUCAUCUGCUACCUGGAAAGCAUGAAGAGCUACGGCCGCCCAGACGGGCUGUUCGUGGCGGGCAUCAACCUGACGGAGAACCUGGCGUACGUCCUCGGGCACCCGACCGAGUCCCUCAGGAAGAUGACACUCCCCAGCCUACCGUAUCUCCGUGCGUGGGUCCGGGAGCAGUGCCCGGGGCCGGGCGCUCAGUGCACCAACAUCAUCGCGGGCGACUUCAUCGGGGCGGACACGUUCGUGGGCGACGUCAUAAGACUCAACGAGAAGCUGCUUCGAUGCUGACCCCUUCUGCAGCUCCUGUGGAGUGCGGGCGGGCAGCGUGCACCCGGGGCGGGCUCCCUGCCUCCCCCUGACGUCAGGGCGUCCCCGGGGGUGGCCCCGGGCCUCCCAGGUCUUUGGCGUUCCUGGGAGGAUUCACGGAACACGCUCACGGUCCACAGUGCUGUGUGCUCGCAACUGAGAGGACGGACGGCCUGGAACCCGGGGUCUGCUCGAGGUUCAGCCCAGGUGGAGCCAUGGCCACCGUGGGGCGUCCCUUCUCCUGCGGCCUUGAGGGCAGCAGGAGGACGUCCUCAUGGCUUCCAGCAGCCGCAUGAGCCUCGUCAUACCGUGUGUGUUGGGUAGGACUGGGCGCGCCGGAAUCCCAGUGAGAAAACCACGGAAACGGAGAAACCUCCUUCUCAUUCUGAUGGCAUCACGGCCUGUGUGUCUCCCCGAGGACCGUGGGCCCUGGGGGCUGGUUUCACUUCAGCUUCUGUGAUGGUAACAGAAGGCCCGUGAGGGACCGUCCGAUGGUGAGGGCUGCUGCACACACUCCCUCCCCCUUCCCAGAGGCCUCCCAUAGCACCGUCUUCGUGGCGGGACGGGGACAUGGGUGUGACCGGCAGGUGUGCCCACGCUGGGGGCUGCCGUGGCGUCCUCGUCCUCGCAACCAGCCCCGGAGCGGCCCGUCUGUGCUGCUCCGACCUCCUGCCAGUGGCCCCCUGGCCCCUCGCGCUGCCCAGUGCGUCAGCCCCGCUGGGUGGCUGCCCUCAACCGUCCCCGAACUUGAGCUUCCUGGUCCCGUCUCUGGUUUCGGCGCCUGUCACUGUUCCCGUCUCCCAGAGCCACGCUGGGCAUUUGUCACUGUUCCCGUAUCCCGGUUCCAUGGUUUCUCAAGGUCUGUCUGUUUCCACUGUGCUCAUGGCGACCAGGACGUUCCCUGUAUCGUCUCAUUUCUCUGUCCCAAGGCUCUGCGUUUGGGGGCCUUGUGGACAGCGGUGAGACGGCCCCUGUCCGGGCUAGCGGAUUCCCACAGACGAACGGCAGACGUGGGAGCACAUGUCUUCCCCAGAAGAGAAGCGCCCCGUCCUCCUUCGCUCACGCAUCGCACGGAUGGGGGAGCGCACGGAGCUCACAGGCGAACCGACUCGCCCGCUCCUUGGACGCAGGGCGGGCUUCGCUGAAGCGAAAUCCCAAUAAAGCGAGUCAGAUGA